AUGGCCAGAUUAUCUUUGGAUUAUGUAUUAAGAAGAGAACAUUCAGCAUUCAUUGACCAGAAAUCUUCCCUGGAUUUGAAAAAAUAUGGGGAUACAUAUGAUUGCGUGAAUUUCUAUAAACAACCUGCAUUUGAUCAUCCGUUGUUACAGAAUCACGAUAUUCAUCCUAAGAUAAAAUCUACUUUAGCUAGCACACUACAAAAUUCAGAUAUGUCAGCAGCUCAUGAAGCUAAUGAGUCAUCAGGGAUAUGGUUAAAGGAAAGAGGUUGUCCUUUCGAAACUGUUCCUAUUAAAAGAAUUACCAAAGAUGGUCUUAUUAGACAAAGACAUAUUCCGCCACCAGAAGCUAUCGCAUAUGAAGCUCCAUUGAGUAAUAGUAACAACAAUAGUGAGCCAAAGAGAAUUUCCAUAUCCUCACAGGGAUACAAGCUCGCAAUAGUUCAAAUUCCAAAUAACCCAAAUAAUAAGUUUGCGGGUGCUGGAAUGUUAGCUAGUUUAUGGAAUCCUCGUAUUGAAAGUCAACGGCACACUGCAUGUCGGCUGAAAAUCCAGAAAGGAUCAAACAGUUUACAAGCUGGGUGGAGAGUUGGUAAUACACAUUGCUUCAACACGCUAUGCCCUGGAUUUGUCAUUGUAAGUAGUAAGUACCAUGUUGAUGGGGUCUUUGAUCCAGUUACACAACGUGGAGAUAAAAGAGUAUUGGAGAUCCCAAUGUUCAUCGAACGAGAUCUAGCCAAUGGAAACUGGUGGCUUUUGUUUGGUGAAAGCAACGAACAAGUUGGUUUUUGGCCUCAAAGGCUUUUCAGCAACUUGGCAAGCUUUGCUACUAGUGUUGAACGAGUAGCAUAUAGUCCGCCAGGCGUGUCUGAACCUCCAAUGGGCUCCAGCUAUUUUCCUAUUGGAGAUCCAAAUUACGAUGCUUAUUGUAGGAGACUUAAUGUUUUAAAUGGUAAAGGUGAGAUAGUACAUAUAGACAAAACGACUGUACGUGUUGAUGAUUCUGAUUGGUAUGGUGUUAUGGAUGUAUCACAUUGGAGAGGUGGAAAGUAUCAGCAUAUGGCAUUUUAUGGAGGACCUGGUGGGUUCGAGACAUUAUGUUAA
Nicotiana tabacum (common tobacco) is the source of this 1101-nucleotide messenger RNA. Lineage: Eukaryota; Viridiplantae; Streptophyta; Magnoliopsida; Solanales; Solanaceae. The record is from RefSeq and is a predicted model, not a curated record.